Messenger RNA from Penicillium longicatenatum, 384 nucleotides. RefSeq lists its product as uncharacterized. The transcript has a single exon. Gene Ontology annotation, biological process: mycotoxin biosynthetic process. The coding region runs from base 1 to 384 and encodes 127 amino acids. The record is from RefSeq and is a predicted model, not a curated record. NCBI's taxonomy places the organism in Eukaryota, Fungi, Ascomycota, Eurotiomycetes, Eurotiales, Aspergillaceae.
AUGAGUCUUUCCGAGUUUCGAAACGGCCAGGAACAGUCGAGAACAUGGCACCACAUCGCGCAUUGUCUAGACGCGUUGAGACGACAGAUUAUCUGUGAUGCGGAUGAUACUCCCAGAGCUACGGAAAGAAGGGUCGAGGUUGUUAGUGGGGUCGGCCAGAAUAGAGUGUGUAGGGAUUGGGGAGAGCUAGAAAGUUGGGCGAAAGCUCAUACGGCUUGUUACAAGCGUCCCGACAGGCCGGAGGAUGAGACUGGUUUGAAGAGGUUUAUGCAUUGUCCAGAUGGGAUUGGGUAUGUGGUCGAUGAGGGAUAUGUACCUGAAGAAGAGAUUUUGGUCGGCUUGCCGGAAGAGUCGAUCGCAACAGGAAUAAGCAAGAAGGUAUAG